AUGGCUCGAACAAAGCAGACAGCGCGCAAGUCGACCGGCGGCAAGGCGCCGCGCAAGCAACUGGCCACUAAGGCUGCCCGCAAGAGCGCUCCGGCCACUGGCGGCGUCAAGAAGCCCCACCGCUACCGGCCUGGCACCGUGGCGCUGCGCGAGAUUCGGCGCUACCAGAAGUCCACCGAGCUCUUGAUCCGCAAGCUGCCGUUCCAGAGAUUGGUUCGCGAGAUCGCGCAGGACUUCAAGACAGACCUUCGUUUCCAGAGCUCCGCUGUUAUGGCGCUGCAGGAGGCUUGUGAGGCAUACUUGGUGGGGCUCUUUGAGGACACCAACCUAUGCGCCAUCCAUGCCAAGCGUGUCACCAUUAUGCCCAAGGACAUCCAGUUGGCCCGCCGCAUUCGCGGGGAGAGGAUCCUCAGUAGCACCAGCCACAUUUUAAAUGCUCAGUACCAACACAUGGCUCUUGACUACCAUAUUGGACUAUGUAAUCCUAAAAGGGAGAUUAUAGUUGGGGUGAUGGACACAGCUGGAGGAAAGGGCCUGGGGAAGGGCGGUGCCAAACGCCACCGCAAGGUUUUGCGGGACAACAUUCAGGGAAUUACUAAGCCCGCCAUCAGGCGUCUGGCCCGGCGUGGGGGCGUAAAGCGCAUCUCUGGCCUCAUAUACGAAGAAACCCGGGGGGUGCUGAAGGUUUUCUUGGAGAACGUGAUCCGUGACGCAGUCACCUACACAGAACACGCCAAGCGCAAGACUGUUACAGCCAUGGACUCCAAUCUAAUUAAGGAUAUCAUGUUUGGUAAAGUGGAGGAGGAUCAGCGAAAAAGCGGAAGACCCUCUAUGGCUCGCACGAAGCAGACUGCGCGGAAGUCUACCGGCGGCAAGGCCCCGCGCAAGCAGCUAGCUACUAAGGCCGCCCGUAAGAGCGCGCCAGCCACAGGCGGCGUGAAGAAGCCUCAUCGCUACCGCCCAGGCACCGUUGCGCUGCGAGAGAUCCGGCGCUACCAGAAAUCGACAGAGCUGCUGAUCCGCAAGCUGCCGUUCCAGCGGCUGGUGCGCGAGAUCGCGCAGGACUUCAAAACGGACCUGCGCUUUCAGAGCUCGGCUGUGAUGGCCCUGCAGGAGGCGUGCGAGGCCUACCUGGUGGGCCUCUUCGAGGACACCAAUCUGUGCGCCAUCCACGCCAAGCGCGUGACCAUCAUGCCCAAGGACAUCCAGUUGGCCCGCCGCAUACGCGGAGAGAGGGCGUAA
Orycteropus afer afer is the source of this 1242-nucleotide messenger RNA. Its product is annotated as histone H4. The record is from RefSeq and is a predicted model, not a curated record. NCBI's taxonomy places the organism in Eukaryota, Metazoa, Chordata, Mammalia, Tubulidentata, Orycteropodidae. Gene Ontology annotation, molecular function: protein heterodimerization activity; DNA binding; structural constituent of chromatin. Gene Ontology annotation, biological process: nucleosome assembly. Gene Ontology annotation, cellular component: nucleosome.